AAUAGCUUACAUAGAAAGGAAUAGUUUCACAUCUGGCUCUGUAAGAGAAUUGUGUGCAGACAUAUUUUCUACUGAAUUUGAUCAAGAAAGGAUGGGAUACUGGAGUCUGGAGAUGCUGUAUUGUGAUGACAUAGAAGAAAAAUGACAUCAUAGUUCCCUCUCCAUAUGCGCGCAUCACUGUUUCUCACUGAUAUAGAGGCCCGAAGUCAUAUUUUAUCCUUAGGAGAAAAGCAGAGGAGGACCUGUAAGCCUUCCUCCAGCAAUCCCUACUUAUCUCCAAUAGAAUAUAGACUUAAGCCCGCGUACCAUUUCUGAACACCACCGACAUGUCCCGUUAUAAGCAUUUCCAUGCCAAAACCCGGAAUUCCCUAGAUUUAGUUCCACUCGCUUCUUUUGUUCCUACUGAAACACCUGCUUUAGAAAAUACAGCACGCCUUUUAAUGCUGUCCGCUCCCUUUGUAUCCCUGGGAGGACUUUCACCAAAUGAGAAGGAGAUUGCAAAGAUUGCACCUCCCUUGAAACCACGUUUUUUCCGCAACCAAACUGGACACACCAAUCGUUGGCAAAUUCACCUUAGUCCAACAUGUGACCUACUUGGAAUUACACAAGCUACUAAGGCUGCCCAAGUGGGCCUCAAUGAGACACUGAUGAGAAUGAUGACAGUUGACACACCCCUUUCCCUGUCUGAAGGCGAGGCCUUGAAGGCGGGGAUGCAGUUUCGGAAAAGGAUUUUGCCCCAAGGAGACCCACAUGAGAUGCUUUUUUCUUUUACACAGAAGAUCACUGAGGGCAUGGAACCAGAUGUCAUACUGGAGUGCUUGGACUUUGAAUGGGAACUUCAUCGCAUGUACUUCUUUAAAUCCCAGGUCCUCUCGCAGCUACUUGCUGUAGCUGUAAAGAAUACUGAUUUAGAUACUACAGACAGUAGUUCCAAAGUCAACAAAGAAUUCAAGUGCUACUAUAAACAGUAUCUACUAUCUGCCCGGAAACAUACAGAAAUCUCCCAACCGCAGAAAAGAAUGACCAAAGUCACAAUUGCCUUGGAGAUCAAUGAUCCAGAUGUCACUCGAUUUGCCUUUGCUAUAGCACUCAGGAACCUAUACAACUCCGAAAUAGAAGUAAAUGAAGAAGAUGUCCUGGGAAUCCUGGCUUCUGCAAAUGUAUUACAAUUUCCUACUCUUUUCUACAAGUGUGUACAGAUCAUGAGAAAUAACAUAGGCACAACCAAUGUCUGUAGUUAUUAUUCCGCAGGCUGUAAGUACCAGCAAUCAGCCUUGAUCUCCGAUUGUGAGAGAUGGGUAGAAGUGAACCUUGUCCCGCAUCUUGGCUCUCAGAUUCACUUGAGGAAGCUGCCACUAGAACUGCUGCAGAAAGUGCUCAAAUCUUCAAGGUUAUUUACUUUCAACGAAUUCCAUCUCUUGCGUACUACACUCUGCUGGGUCUUCUUGCAGCAAAACCCCAAAAUCCAGAUAAUUCCAUCUUAUGAUGCCAUCCUCACAUAUUUCAGCAGCCUGCCCAAGAUAUGCGCCUUCCUGGAAAGGGAAGUAGGACAGCGAUACAUAGCUAUUUUUCAGUCCCUUCGUUUACAUGGCAUCACUUCAAGUAAACAUCUGGAAGAACUAUGGGAUAUUAACUUCCUUCCUUUGCCGUGGCUGACAAGGAUCUUGUCUGAUCAUUACCAUGCACUAGAGAAUGGUGGUGACAUGGUAUUUCAGAGUGACUUUAACACCCAGGCAGUGAGAUUUGGCUUGGUGCUUAGAGAGGAACCAAGAUACCAUGCUGAAAUCAUUUCCAUUUAUGGAUUCUUCUUUGAGAUAAAAGCAGUCAGGCACGAUGCUUCAGCAUACAGUUUUUAUAUGCAGAGAGUCAAACAUGCAGAUCCAAUUAUAACCUUUUUUACCGCCGAACGAAGCCCUGUCAGCUUAAAGCAGGAGCGUGAAGUCAAGUAUGAAAUAAAAGCCCAGUGCCAGAUAGAUGGGAAGUGGGAAGAAUUCACUACUGGGAGACUUACCCAAAAGUUUGGUGUUAAGAAACCUGCUUCAAAAAGUAAGGUCCUGAAAGCAAGUAUUCCUUCAGUUCCCGUCUAUGUGACCUUUUCUUUUCUUUUCCCAUCCUCAUAAAAGACAACAAGCACUCCAGAAUCAUCCAUGGAAGAACUUAUUUUGACACCCACUGUUGGAUAAAUACUUGAAGAGCCUGAGCUAUUCAGGCAGGAGGUCAAAUUUGACAUAAAAUGAAAAUAAACUGCAGUCUCCAUUAAUGCAGGGCUUGUUUGGAUGUGCAUCACAUCUAUAUUUUGCCUUUGUUUCCUGUAGCUAAUGCUUCUGAUAUUUUCUAUGCUCUUAGGCAUGGGUGCCAAUUGCCGGUUUGGUUCUUAUUAGCAAAUACAGAGUUUGAUCUAUUCCAGAGAAAACCGACUGUACACAUCAGAUUUUAUGAUGCUUUUUUUUUCUUCCACACUCUGAAGUUUUCACCCAGCUGCAUUGCAAACCUCUGAGCUAUUGCUGAUAAUUGGAAAUGAUUAACAAUGUUAACAUGCCGAUCAUAAAGGUACCCGGCAGCCAACCUUUUUCCGACCUCCACUACAGGCUGUUUCCUCAUAAAACACAAGUCAUUUAGAUACCAAGAGACUGAGAAUAACCUAUGGGUCUGUAGUUUAUUCUUGCAUUAUAUCCAGUUCUUUUUAGCUAUUCCUGUACUUUACCCAUGUAUGUUUGUGUAUGUUCAUGUGUA
Anolis sagrei ordinatus is the source of this 2733-nucleotide messenger RNA. Lineage: Eukaryota; Metazoa; Chordata; Lepidosauria; Squamata; Anolidae. The record is from RefSeq and is a predicted model, not a curated record.